Messenger RNA from Pediculus humanus corporis (human body louse), 771 nucleotides. Its product is annotated as GTP cyclohydrolase I, putative. Gene Ontology annotation, biological process: tetrahydrofolate biosynthetic process; tetrahydrobiopterin biosynthetic process. Gene Ontology annotation, molecular function: GTP binding; GTP cyclohydrolase I activity; zinc ion binding. Gene Ontology annotation, cellular component: cytoplasm. The record is from RefSeq and is a predicted model, not a curated record. NCBI's taxonomy places the organism in Eukaryota, Metazoa, Arthropoda, Insecta, Psocodea, Pediculidae. The transcript has 5 exons. Bases 1 to 771 code for a protein of 256 amino acids.
AUGAAUAAUCGAAAUGAAGAUCAUAGUGUUUCAAAGGGUAAAACGAUGCCUCUCACAUUUAGAACGUUAUCAUGGUCUGAAUGUAGAAACCAAGAUGAUAUAGAAAUUCCGGGAACUCCUCGGACUCCCCGGACAUCCACGACUCCAGGUCAUGAAAAUUGUACAUUUCACCAUGAUUUAGAAUUAGAUCAUAGGCCUCCAACAAGGGAAGCACUUCUUCCCGACAUGGCAAGAUCGUAUCGUCUUUUGUUGGAAGGUUUGGGUGAAGAUCCUGACAGGCAGGGACUAUUGAAAACGCCAGAAAGGGCGGCGAAAGCAAUGUUAUUUUUUACGAAAGGUUACGACCAAUGCCUGGAAGAAGUUUUAAACGAUGCAAUUUUUGAUGAAGAUCAUGAUGAAAUGGUUGUUGUUAAAGAUAUAGAAAUGUUUUCCAUGUGUGAACAUCAUUUGGUACCGUUUUACGGUAAAGUUUCGAUUGGUUAUUUACCUUGCAAAAAAAUUUUGGGUAUAAGCAAGUUAGCAAGAAUAGUGGAAAUAUUCAGUCGUCGUUUACAGGUUCAAGAAAGGCUUACCAAACAGAUAGCAAAAGCAGUAACAAAAGCAGUACAGCCAGCAGGAGUAGCUGUAAUUGUUGAAGGAGUACACAUGUGUAUGGUGAUGAGAGGGGUUCAAAAAAUAAAUAGCAAAACUGUAACAUCAACCAUGCUAGGAGAAUUUCGAGACAAUCCCAAAACAAGAGAAGAAUUUUUGACUCUUGUUCAAUCAAAAUGA